Molecule: messenger RNA, 1016 nt
Organism: Periconia digitata
Lineage: Eukaryota; Fungi; Ascomycota; Dothideomycetes; Pleosporales; Periconiaceae
Source: the annotation of a GenBank genome assembly
UUCUCUGAGCUUUAUGAAUAUAAGACUUUCACUACUUUAUGAAAUGCGGUCAUGGCAGAGCUGGGCGUCAUCGGAGGAGGGGAGGGUCUCCGGUCUCGGCGAAGCAGAAUGGUCCGAUUGGCUACGCGCUGGAAGAACACCGACUAACACUAGCAACGACAUUCAACAGCUAACGCGUCUAUCACCUACCUCGCUGCAACGGGCACCCCCGACAUCCCCGCAAACUCCCGCCUACAAUCACACCCGCAACACCCUCAAUGACGCCGCAAACGAGCUUCUGCACCUACUUCAUCAACGGCCCCGAAAUCCCAUCUCCAGCCCUUCAUCUACGCCUACAGCGACCUCGUUGAGUCCGACUUCUUCGCCGCCAUUUUGGAACAUGAUGGGCUUCCCCGCUUGACGAGGAUUUUGCAGGCUGCGUUAUGCGCCUGCUGUGCACGCUACGCGUGUUUAAAGAGGCAGACGACGGCGUGUUUGCUUACUCCCGCGUGAGCGCCACGUUUGCACGCGUUUGAGGAGAGGCUUGGGCUUCCGGUGUUCGAGUGGUACAAGGGGAAUUCACCGGCGGCGAUAGGAUUUGCUGCGGGCAUAGGCGCCGUCACGAAACGUGCGGACUAUGGCUGACAGGCGCGGUGGACCAUGUCGUGGAUGAGUUUAUAAAGGCAUGUCCAUGGGAACACCCCACCCGCAGCGUCGUCGACGUCAGCAGCAAAGGUAGACACGCCACUAUCGCCCUUGCACGCGCCGUCUCGACGCUGAAAGUCGCCAUCGAAGACGUCUUCCCCUUCCGUGCUCGAAAACGUAUCAAAGCAUUCGUCACAAUGCCCCUCACUCGCUUCCCGUAUCCACGCCUGCAGUACGACUUCUUCGACCCGCAGCCUGUCUACUACGAAGGUGUAGGAGCAUUCUUUCUGCGACAUAUGCUGCAUAACUGGGACGACGCUGAUUGCGUGCGUAUACUGCGGAACUUGCGGAGUAAGGGAGUGGCGUGUCGAGGUUCGAGGAGCAUGGCCUGA